AUGGCCAUCCAUGGACUCGUAAACGGGCACAGUCAGCCAUCCCAACCGCCUCGUUCGAUUCGACCUGGAGUGUUUGCACCAAUCCCCACCUUCUUUACGGCAGGGACUCAAGACCUAGACUUGGAAACAUUCAAGAUUCAGGUUGUCAAAGUGGCGAUCGCAGGAGUUGGAAUCGUCAUCGCCGGUACUAUGGGCGAGGCACACCAUCUUUCCCCAUCGGAACGUAUUGCGCUUAUUAAGGCAGCUCGGAGUGCGCUCGAUGACGCCUCCCCUUCUCUCGCUCAUGUGCCCAUCAUCGCUGGCACAGGUUCCGGGUCAACAAAGCAAACCAUUGAACUUACACACGAUGCGUAUCAGGCAGGAGCCGAUUACGCAAUUGUCAUCAUGAGCGGCUUCUUUGCAGGUGCUCUAGCAUCUAACAGGAAUGCGUUGAAGAGGUAUUGGAGUGAUGUGGCGGAGAACAGCCCUUUGCCGCUGUUCAUUUAUAACUAUCCAGGUGCAGCCGGUAGUAUUGACCUAGAAUCGGAUCUGAUCGUAGAACUCGCCGAGGAAAACCCAAAUAUCAUUGGAAUCAAAGCAGAUAGUUCCCAACCCGUGUGGGGUGUGGCACGCAUAGCAGCCGAAACUGCGGAUCCUGUGUGGAUGAAGAAACAUUCCAUCCCCACUUUCUUCUCCCCUCCGUCUUCGCAAACGCACACGGCCAUAACGGGCCUCGCAAAUGUGGCACCCCAUGCCAUCAGAAUUCUUUCCGAUCUUUCUUUCGCAUGCCAUCCAUCUUCUCCUGUCCCAACCAAAGGCGAACAGCCCGAUCUCUCACGCAAAUCGAUUUUCGCAGAAGCACAACGUUUGCAGGGAAUCAUUGCGAAUGCAGAUCGAACCAUUGCACUAGCUGGAGUAGCCGGAACGAAAUGGCUACUGCGUCGUCAGGAUCCGGGAUUGUUCCCUCCUGGUUCUGAAUGUCCUAGAAGACCGUUGAUGAAACUUGAUGAUGAGGCUGGAGAAAGGUUGUGGAUGCAGAGAGAUGUAGUGGCGCUCAAGGUCGAAGAAUCGAAUGCUGCUGCUAGUGCUGGUGCUUCUUGCAGUACGACCGUGGCGUAAUAGUCGAUGCUUAUGCUUGGACCCCUCUCUCUUCUUUCUACUUGUUUCGCCCAAUUGCUUGUUUUGCUCCCGGUAUCGUUGGUCAAACAGACCUCGUUCAUGAUAUUUUUUCACAGACGUCGAGCUAUCACUUGCCAUUCGGCUUUCAAACGUCGUACAUCCCGCUCUGCAACAGGCUGCUAAAAUAUAUCACCCUGUUUUGGCUAAGCAACCGUGGUUCGACUAACCUUAGGGUUCGGCCUUCCACGUGUUGAUUGUGCGACUAUCGCAUACGAAUAAACAAUUUCACUGGCUCUUUGCCGGAUCUGCAAGGGGAUCAAUAGGGGCAACGGAAAUAGACAGCCCGGGGGGUCUCGCGU
Messenger RNA from Cantharellus anzutake, 1457 nucleotides. RefSeq lists its product as uncharacterized. The record is from RefSeq and is a predicted model, not a curated record. Gene Ontology annotation, molecular function: 4-hydroxy-tetrahydrodipicolinate synthase activity. Bases 1 to 1098 code for a protein of 365 amino acids. The transcript has 5 exons. NCBI's taxonomy places the organism in Eukaryota, Fungi, Basidiomycota, Agaricomycetes, Cantharellales, Hydnaceae.